Plodia interpunctella (Indianmeal moth) is the source of this 7071-nucleotide messenger RNA. It is a transcript of the gene PIP4K, whose product is annotated as Phosphatidylinositol 5-phosphate 4-kinase. The transcript is spliced from 10 exons. NCBI's taxonomy places the organism in Eukaryota, Metazoa, Arthropoda, Insecta, Lepidoptera, Pyralidae. The record is from RefSeq and is a predicted model, not a curated record. Gene Ontology annotation, cellular component: plasma membrane. Gene Ontology annotation, biological process: phosphatidylinositol phosphate biosynthetic process. Gene Ontology annotation, molecular function: 1-phosphatidylinositol-4-phosphate 5-kinase activity; 1-phosphatidylinositol-5-phosphate 4-kinase activity. Bases 205 to 1605 code for a protein of 466 amino acids.
GUUUCUGGUUGGCUUCUGUCAGUCUGUCAAAAAGCCGUUUGUUCUGUUGAUGGGUGUCGAAUUUCCGUAAAAAAUCCAAAUAUUCUUCUUUUAUUGUGAUUCAUCAAAUUUUUCUCUUACUGAAAAUGGUUUAAGUAUAAAUCUAGACUGAUUACUUCCAAGUGAUUUAAAACUGUGUGUGAUAAAGUUGUAAAUAAAUCCAAAAUGUCCGUUCCAAGCACUGGUCUUAGCAAAUUGAAGAAGAAACACAUUCGUGUAAAACAUCAAAAAGUGAAAUUGUUUCGUGCAAAUGAGCCACUAUUGUCUGUUUUUAUGUGGGGUGUAAAUCACACGAUUAACGAGCUAAGUCAUGUUUCUAUACCCGUCAUGUUGCUGCCAGAUGACUUCAGAGCUUACUCGAAGCUCAAAGUGGACAAUCAUUUAUUUAACAAAGAAAAUAUGCCCUCGCAUUUCAAGGUCAAGGAGUACUGUCCAUUAGUCUUCAGAAACCUGCGCGAGAGGUUUGGCAUUGACGACAUCGACUACAAGGAAUCACUAACAAGGUUUAGAAAGCCUGAUAACUACCUCUACUCGAGAGUACAGAAGAGAUCCAGUCUCCGAAGAUCGGCCACUGCUCCAUCAGGUGUUGCCAACAUGAACCAAGAGAGCAUUUUCCAUGACGCGAGUGAAUUCGUCAAGCGAGGCCUGACGAUUAAGCGGUUGAGAUCUCAGCCGACGCCGGACGAUUCGUCCGGUAAAUCGGGCGCCAAGUUCUACCAAAGUUACGACCGUCUUUUCAUACUGAAAACACUAACUUCCGAGGAGGUGGAGCGAAUGCACUCUUUCCUCAAACAUUACCACCCGUACAUAGUGGAGCGACACGGCAAGACUUUGUUGCCUCAAUAUUUGGGCAUGUACCGGCUGACGGUGGACGGCAUAGAGCAUUAUCUUGUGGCCACUCGGAAUGUGUUUUCGGACCAUCUCAACAUACAUAGGAAGUACGACUUAAAAGGUUCGACCGUGGACCGGGAGGCGUCCGAAAAGGAAUUAGAGAAGGAGCUACCCACUCUGAAAGACAAUGACUUCAUAAAGCAAGGUGUCCGCAUCGAUAUCGGCGAAGCGGCUAAAGACAAACUUUUGGAGACUCUCACCGCUGAUGUUGAGUUCCUGACGAAGCUCCACCUGAUGGACUACUCCCUGCUGCUGGGCGUGCACGAGUGCGGGCGCGGCGAGGCGGAGGCCGAGGCGGCGCGACAGCGCGACGCCGAGCGAGACUCCGACGACGACGACUCCGACACCGACACCGACCACCAGGACAGAUGGGGCUACAACACCCCCCCCGAUAGCCCUCGCACUCUGGCGCGGCAGUCGUCCCUCCGCUACCAGGGGAUCAUCCCCGAGCUGGACAUCUACGCGAUUCCCAGUCAAGACGGCUCCGCCAAGAAGGAGAUAUACUUCGUCGCGCUGAUUGAUGUGCUCACACACUACGGCGUCAAGAAACAGGCGGCGAAAGCAGCCAAGACGGUAAAGUACGGUAGCAACGUGGACGGGAUAUCGACGUGCGACCCGGAACAGUACGGCAAGCGGUUCAUAGAGUUCGUAGCGAAGGCCAUCGAGGGGAAUUAGGCUGUUUACACUCCACGUUUCUCUUAGCGCUCACGAGGGCCCCAGAAAUGGUGAGGAGUUCCAAAUUUAUAUUGGUUGUUUUUCUUUUUAUAUUCGAGCGAUGAUGAUAAUACUGGCCACUUGAAGAAUGUGAGGUUUUAAUGUUUUAUUUUAGAAAUAAGAUUUUUGAAUAUGGAAUGUUUCUGCGAUGUUAUCACGUCAGAGGCACCAGGAUUUGGUGUGAAUUAAACGCUCAUAAAUCAAGGCAUUUUAGUUUUUGCUAGAUUCAUUAAAAAUUCGUUCCGUCGGCGCUAGGUCACAGUUAUACGGAAUUCACAGGGUGUCGUAGAUUUAAGGCCGGCGCACAUAGAUGCGCCGUUGCGUUCCCUAUGUGCUUUUCUUGUGUGGAAUUUUAAACACGCGCACAAGUCGCUAUUCUAUAUAAAAAUGUGACGCGUACGUGCAGUCAAGUCCGUGUGCGCCGACUUUUAAAAUUGAUUAAUUAUAUAUAGUUAAAUUUGAUUGGACCCUCGUAAGGCUAAGAGAAGCUACAUGUUAUUAUUGUGGAAACUUAUUGCCGUAGAUAUUUUAGUCUCGAUUGAUAGUGUCUUGGUAAUCGUUGUGAUCUUGUUAAGUAACGAUUGGCGUGGUGUAGACUGGAAUGGGUGGCUGCUUAUAUAGAAGUUUUACAAUUUCAAAACCUAAGAUCGAAGAGAAGAGAAGAAGAGAAGAGUACGCCAAAUUUAAUUAAAAUAAUCCAAUUUGGCGUACUCUAGUGCUAUUUUGUAUUUUAUUAAAUCUGCUUCAUUUUCUAUUAAUCUCCUCUUCUUAAAUAGCAAAAUGUUGUCAGUGGCGACCCAUCUACUUAUUUCACGCAUUAUUGCUUAAGUUUUAAAUACUGAGAUAUUGGGUUUACUAAAUCUGGAACCUGUGUAGUAAAUAUAUCUUUAAUAUCUAUGGCAAUAUAACAAGACACCGUUAUGAUGGUAAGUGUAAGUCGAUUUUAAAGUGAUGGUGGCGUUGGUACGUGUCCUUUGUGGUCCGGUGAUCAAUUGAUGUUCGUCUAUAUGGCCCUACUCUAUGAUUGUGACCAUUGUGGUACGUAACUGCGGAAUGACGUCGUAGAUUUAAAGUAAAUUGUUAUCAAUGGGGAAAAUUCAAACAAGUGCAUUUUUCUAUUUGACUAAAAUAGUGCACUUCUGUUUAUUUUACUUUUACCAUUUGUUUACUGUAUGUGAAAUGACAAGCUAAAAUGAAUUUUAAGACUAAAGAUUGAAAGCAGAAUUUUGACUUUCAAAGCAGUUGCAUACGAUCGUGGUCAUAACUUGGGAGUAUACGCUGGCGUUUCUAAUUAUCCGCUUCGCGCGCGAAUUUCACAUUCGAAAGAUUAUAUUGCUGUAGUCAACUGCCCUAAAACGAAGAUUUAUCAACGAUAUUUUAUAAAUAGAGACUACAAAAGUACCAUAGAUGUUGUUGAACAUAUUUUAAGUCCACAAGAAUGAUUAGUAGUCUAAUAGAAGCCUCAAAAUAUUUUUGUUAGUUUACCGGAAAGAAAACGUUAAAGUUGAAGACGAGCAAAUGUUGGAAUUUUUGGCAUAUUCCGGUCAGUCGACCAACACACCCUUACAGUAUUCAUCUGGAAAUUAUACAACAUUUUUUCGACAAGUUUUCCCAAAAUCAUGUGUCAAUUAUUUUAGUAUAUCGGGCAGUUGAUGACAAAGCACACAAGGUGGCGUUCCAGACAUUUCUAGCUAGAUUCUUGACAUUGAUAGCAAUUUUAUCUGUAUGCUUUAAGGUGAUGAGAAUUCUAUACGCUAGGGGCAUUUUUUGUAACACGCACACUGUUAAAACAAAUGCCUAGCGUGUUGUCUGAACAAAGUCAAAACAAUAGUGUGUUACGAAUACAUUUGGUUAGACACUUUCCCGGAUAGACAGGGGCGUGGGUUCAAUUCCCGCGCGAAUCCAGAUAUUUUCAUUUAAUUUUUGAGACGUGUUCUCGCUUAUUGUUUGUAUGAAUCUGAAAAAGAUAAAAGCUUAGUUUCUCAACGAAGAAGGCGGCAUCUAGCUAGAUUUUUGUCUGUGUGCGCAAUUAGCGUUCGUUUCACAUUUGAACUGAUGUAAAAUCUUUAAGAGCACACUUUGCAAUAAUUUUCAUAACUCGUUAUUAGCUUUUAUAUAAUGUUCCGCUAUCGUAGAUUAGUGUGGAAAGAAAUUAAGAAAUGUUGAAAUAUCAUUAAAUUAGAAUGUUCACGUGUUAAAUUGGACUAAUGAUGUUAAUCUCAAUGGGAUAUGUACGUACGUGGAAGUUGUAUAAGGCUGUUUUCUGCGGCUCGUUCGCAAUUUGCACGCAUAUCGCCGGAUACGCAAAACGUCAGAUGCGCAAAAUGACAAUUUUUGUAACUAGACAUUUUACGAUAUUUUUUAAAUUUCUAUCCGGGAAAUUAAGUAACAGCCCUUGUAGUAUUUUUGGAACUUUCCAGCGAAUCUGACGUUUUCGACAUUUUGCGUAUUAGGAGUUAUGUAUGUAAAUACUUGUUUCACAUGUAUUUUUAUAUCAGAUAAAUGAAUUCUGAUAGUACAAUAUUAUCCGCGCUGUGAAACAGGUUUUAUAUUGUAUCCAUAUCAAAUGUCUCUUUGAAUAUGAAGAAUUCGUGAAUCGUGAAAAAAAAGUCAAUGUCACAUUUUUUAUUACGAAAAAUUUGAUGUGGAUACGGUUUUGUAUUGACGGUGUAUUGAUAUGUAACAUGCUAACGCUAAAAUAAUGUAUAUUAAUGUAAGUGAAGUCCGCUUGGUUGUCGAGAAAUAGGAUUGGAAGUUGAAAACUUGUAGCCGAUUUGAUUUUGAUUUGAAAUGAGUUCAAAAGUUCAAAGGAGUUUUAAAUUGUUCGCAAAUUCAGUAAUUAAAACAGCGUAAAAGAGGUAUCGCGCAACUAAAAAGUUUUCACUAUUUUGCUUGACACGUCUUUAUUAACAUGUUGCGCAUAAAGCGAAUUAGUGCCGUCAGCUCUCCUCUUGUUAAUUUAAAUUAUGCCAUCAGGAGUGGCGUUAAAGCUCACAUGGCCAAAAUUUUUGAAUGAAAUGAACUCUUGAGAAGAGUAGUGCAGCCAGGCGGACUAAUGGUUGAGUACAGGGCGUUGUUCGGCCCCUAUAAAUAAACUUUGCCAAUAUAACCUAUACCCAUUUUGCUUAGUCUUCUGUCUAGCGUAGAAAAUAGUAUCUAACGGUGUAAGAUUUUGUUAUUUAUUGUUCUACUUCGAAUUAAAGGGGUUUGGUUAAGUAAAUCGAUUACUAGAUGGCGCUACUGCUGAUGUAAAUGGUUAAAUAGUCAUAAUAAUUCGCCUUCUUAAAUUAAAUCAUGACUUUUUUGCAUGUCGAUGGCAAAUCUACACACGCUGUAUUGGAUAUUAAAUGUAUUUUUGCCAGAAUCGAGCCACUAUGACGCCAUCAUCGGAAGCUGCCAUCAAGUUUUAUCAGAGUUUAAAUCAUGUGAAGGACAAAGAUACCUCUCGCUCUAACGUUCUUGCACACUAACGCCAUCUAUUAAUCAGUUGACUAUGCCGAUUCCGUUAAGACUUGGAUUGUUACGGGAGUCUUGUGAUUUAUUCUGCGAAAUUCAUGUAAUUUUGUAUUUUGAUGUUGGGUUUCAUCACUUUUUCAUAUAAAGAAAAUAAUAACUAUCGCAGUUGAAUAAAUGCUAAGAUUUUGAUUGUUUGCUAGCAAAUCAAUUAAUUUUUAAAUACAUAAAUGUAAUUAAAAAAAAAUCUAUUAUGUAUCGGGUGUUUUCUUAAAGGUUAGGAGUAAAUUAAGCUACGAUCAUAUCAGUUCAAUUUACAUAAAUUUUUAUUAAUUUUGAAAACCAAUUUGUAUGUUUUGAUAUUCGAAAGUGAUGAAAUCGCGCUAUUAUUAUAAUUAAGAAAAAUAUUCGCAGUCGUAAUGCGAUUUGAAAAUUUCACAAUUACCUUUGACUGUUUAUCCAAAUAUGUAUAGACAAAAAAUCAGUAUUUUGGGUUCCCUUAAUAUUUUUUAUCAAAGGAUAGAUUUUGUGAUAGAUAUUGUUUACUUUUAGAUGUUAAUUUAACUUUUAGAAUUACUGUGAAAGACUAUUGCUUUGAUUUCAUCGAUUUUACUUUGAUAUAAUUAAUCGUAUCUUGCAUGAGUAAUAAUUGAAAUGUAUAGUCAUUUGCAUAACGCUAACGUGUUACUGGAGCGUUUAGUUGGGGUUGCCAUGUUUUAUUAUUCUGCUAUUAUAAAGGUCAUAACACACUAGCACAUCGCAAGGUGGCCUUCAUAGAAAUUUGAGCAUUAAAGCCUCCUCUGUAGACAUACUUUACAUUGACAACAAAUUAGUGCUGUUAGCUCUCGUCUUGUUAAUGUAAAUUAUGUCUCCAGGAGAAGCCUUAAAGCUCACUUUUCAAUGAACAUCAUUCGCGUGGGAGCUGUGCGGUGCAAGUGCGUUAUGUUUGACCUUAAGUGUGUAGACUGAAUCUAUGAAAUCUAUGCCCCAUCAAAAAAUUUAAAUAAUCUUGACAUGAUUUUAUAAUGAAAUAUCACUUUACAAAUUAAUUUAUAUAUCGCAAACUGUUUUACAGAUUGCAUAUUUAGUACACGUGUUGUAUGAAGAUAGUUAUUUGUAAAGUAUUUCAAUGAAACAUUACUAUUUAAUGGCACAAUUGUUUAUCUAUUUCAACUACCAUUGUGUGCCUAUGUAUCUGCCAAUAAUCUAAUACAUUACCCUAUUUUCUGUUGAUUUAGUACAAAAACGGUUGGUUUCAUAUAGUGUAAUCUAAUUUAAUACUUUAUUUUUUCACUUGGCUUUUAAGACUGACGCUGUUUUACAACUGAAAAAAAAAUUAAUUGACGACCUCGUUGGCGCAGUGGUAAAGUGUUUGCCUCUAAACCGAGAGGUCCCGGGUUCGGUGCCCAGUCGGGAAAUGAUGGAAAAUGAUAUUUUUCUGAUUGGCCCAGGUCUUGGAUGUUUAUCUAUAUAUGUAUUUGUUAUAAAAUAUAAUAACGUUGUGUUAGUAUCCCAUAACACAAGUCUCGACCUUUGGGGCUAGCUCAGUCUGUGUGAUUUAUCCUACCUAAUAUAUUUAUUUGCUGAAGAUCACGUGUAAUAAAACAUGGCGAACUCAUAUAUCUAAAGUGAGUCCUCCCAUAAACCUAGAUUCCUGAACAAUGUGUUAGUCAUGGAAAUGAUUGUCAUAUGUGUUGCCAUUGUUUAGGUCGAUAAUUUUAUUUUUAUUUGUAGUUGUUACAUUAAAUAGGUUUUAUUUCAUUGUUAACGGUGACGGUUGAAGCCACGUGCCGAUUUAGGCAUAUAUUUAUUAUAUAUAUGAUAGCUUGGAUACGAAAUAAGAUAUUCGGCAUGUAAGCAACACGGUUGAAACUUUAAUUCUCUAGUCUCCUAAUCUUGUAAAGACAAAAAUGUGUAAUGAAAAAUUUAAACUUAAUUUUUUGAAAAUAUUCGGUUUAUAAAGUUUCUGCAUUA